[Torrubiella] hemipterigena is the source of this 2870-nucleotide messenger RNA. Lineage: Eukaryota; Fungi; Ascomycota; Sordariomycetes; Hypocreales; Clavicipitaceae. The record is from the annotation of a GenBank genome assembly.
UGUGACCCUGCGCAAGCAAAAGGUCUCCCGCUGGAGACAGACACUAGGCUAAGAGCGAGAAAGGACCUUUUGUUCGCUUGCUGGCUCCACGAUCUAGUGUCUGCUCCAGUUGGGGUAAGCCUUGCCCGCCAAUGGGGCCGUCGCGUCUUUGGCCGCCCACCUCCCCCCGCGAGAGUUUCUUUCUGUAUAACUACCCCAGGAACGCUCCUCCUCCUCUUCUCAUUGUCCCCUGCUUUGGUUCUUCUUCUCUUGUGCUCAAUUCAUCCCAUCGUUUCAUUCUCUCUCCCCCCCUCUCUCCUCUCCUCUCUGAGCCCCUCCUCUCAUCUCAUCUUCACAAGAGAUAAGAAAGAAGCAGCCAACCGCUGCACCAACACCACCAACGAUGGGUGCCCUCGAUCGCAUCAGGUCCAAGAUGUCGGGCGCCGACGUCGAAAUCACCAGAAAGACCACCGCCGAGAUCAAGCAGACCGACUCUGAGCUGCGAAACUUCCGCAAGCAGCACCGCUGGGAUCCCUUCCUCGAUGUCGACAAGCUUGACAAGCUCGACUCGGCCAUUGCCUCUGGCGAUGUCGAAAAGGAAGAUGCCCGUCAACACCAUCCGCUCCUGGACCCUCGGCGUCAUUCUCUGCACCAUUGUCGCCGCCUGCAACAUUCUGCUGCAGCUGCGUGCUACUCCCAUCUCCAUCACCUCCACCGUUGUCCAGUUGAUCUCCUACCCCAUGGGUGUCGCCUGGGCCAAGUACUUCCCCGCGUGGCGCUUCACCAUCUUUGGCAAGACGCUUGAGCUCAACCCGGGUCCCUUCAACGUCAAGGAACACACCAUCAUCACCCUCAUGACUGCUGCCGGUUCCACCUACUCGUACGCCAUUUCGAUUCUGCUCGCCCAGGAACGCUUCUACCACCAAAACUUUGGCUGGGGCUUCCAGAUCCUCCUCAUCAUCUCUACACAGGCCAUGGGUUUUGGUAUCGCCGGCGUCGCUCGCCGCUUCCUCAUCUGGCCCUCGUCCAUGGUGUGGCCCGCCGUCCUCAUCACCACCACCGUCAUGUACUCGCUGCACGACCACAGCCCUGCCGACCCUACCAAGACCAACGGCUGGCAGAUUGGCCGUUACGCCUUCUUCGUCGUUGUCGCCGCCAGCACCUUUGUCUGGGAAUGGGUCCCUCAAGUUCUCGCCACCUUUAUGCAGUACUUUAUGUUCCCCGUCUGGGCCGCCCCUAACAAUGUUGUCGUCAACCAGAUCUUUGGCGGUCAGUCUGGCCUUGGCAUCAUCCCCAUCUCCUUUGACUGGUCUGUCGUCACUGGUUUCUUGGGCUCGCCGCUCCAGACACCCGCCUUCGCCAUUGUCAAUGUCACCUUUGGUGUCUUCCUCGUCGCCAUCGGCUGUAUUGGUCUCAACUGGGGCGGUCCCGAGCUGUUCAAGUACUUGCCUCUCUCUGCCAACAAGAACUUUGAUCAUUUUGCUCAAAAGUACAACGUCUCACGAAUUAUGAACAUCCCCGAGUACACCAUCAACAUGGAAAAGUACGAAGCCUACUCUCCCAUUCUCAUUGGACCAGCCUUUUCGCUCUCCUACGGUUUCGGCUUCGCUGCUCUCAUGGCCACCAUUACCCACAUUGCCCUCUUCUACGGACCCGACGUUUGGAGACGCGCCCGCGACAGCCGCAGUGAAGAGGACGACGUUCACAUGAAGCUCAUGCGCAAGUACAAGGAGGCCCCCGAGUGGUGGUUCAUGGCUAUUUUCGCCGUCAACUUUGCCUUUGGUCUCAUUGCCUCGCAGGUCUGGCCAACUCACAUGCCCUGGUGGUCGUACAUCAUUGCUAUUCUCAUUGGUAGCGCCCUCUUCAUUCCCAUUGGUAUCAUUCAAGCCAUCACCAACCAGCAGGUCGGUCUCAACAUUGUUACGGAAAUGAUUUUCGGUUACAUGCUGCCUGGUCGCCCCGUUGCCAUGAUGUUGUUCAAGUCGUGGGGUUACAUGCUGGCCUACAACGGUCUCACCUACGUCUCCGACAUGAAGGUUGGCCACUACAUGAAGAUCCCCCCUCGCUCGACCUUUGCUGCCCAGGCCUUUGCCGUCGUCUGGCUGUCUAUUGUGCAGAUCUGCACCUACAACUUCCUCAUGGGCAACAUCGAGGGUAUCUGCACCGACGAUCAGCCUCAAGGUCUUACUUGCCCCACUGCCGUCACCUUUUACAACGCCUCCGUCAUUUGGGGUGUCAUUGGUCCCAAGAUUGUCUUUGGCGCCGGUGCCCUCUACUCGUGGUGCAACUACUUCUGGCUCAUUGGCUUCCUAUGUCCCUUGAUCCAGUUCCUCAUUGCCCGCAAGUACCCUCGCUCCUGGGUCCGCUACGUCGUGUUUCCCGCCAUUUUCGGUGCCGCCGGCCAAAUCCCCCCUGCCACUACUUGGAACUUGUUCAUCUGGUGCUGGGUUGGUCUCGCCUUCAACGUUGUCAUUCGCCGCCUGUACCGUGGCUGGUGGACUCAGUACACCUAUGUUCUUUCCGGAGCUCUCGACAUUGGUACCGCUCUUUGCGUCGUCAUUGUCGGUCUUGGUCUGGGCUUGUCUGGCACCCCUACUCUUAAAUGGUGGGGUAACGAUGUCGUCGAGAACAACCUUGAUUUCCAUAAGAACGCUACCACCAGGAGAUUGGCUCCCGGCGAGAAGAUCCCUGGUGUCUGGUAAGCAGCGGCUUCGUGCUGCUGCUCCCAACCUCCUCGUGCAUUUUCCAUUUUCUCUUUUCUCUUUCCGCAACCCAUUCUUUGGACCUCAAUGUGUCGGACGCUCUUCUUUUUUCUUGGAUAAAACAAAGGGCAUAAAAUUUGCAUAUUAUUCAUGACUUGUAUAAAUAAACGAAGUAACCUUAUACCCCCC